AUGACCAACAAAUUGAAAAGCGCCCAGUUUGUGCAUCGCAGGGACAAGAAUCUGCUUAAAAACUACGUCGAUUCUAAAGGGCAAACCGCCCUUCACGUGGCUGCCGCGUGCGCCGACGAGAAAAUGUGCACGUGGCUGGUGCGUGUGGGCGUCAGCGCCGAGAGCCCGGAGUCCACGGUGCUCCACAAGGUCGGCUACAACGCAGCACAUGGCUCCAAACUCACCCCCUUCUUCGUCAACAUGGGUUUAGAUUUGAACGAAAGGGACGAAUCAGGCAAAACUCCCAUCGUGCACGCCCUCAGGGCCGGAAACCUGGCUUUGGCUGAGACAAUGCUGGACCUCGGCGCCGAUUUGGAGAUCAAGGUCGGCGGAUUCAACCUCGUCCACCUGUUUUUGAUUUGCAACAACAUGAAGGCCGUCCGAUAUUUGCACAGGAAAAAUAAACAAAUGGUUAAAGAGAUCUUGUCGCCCCAAGGCACGAACGCCAUGCACCUGGCGGCCACCUUUGGAGACCUGGAAAUGUGCAGCUUGCUGUGCAAACUCGGAUUCGACGUGCGAGAUAUAGCUUCUCACUUCCGAAAUUCCGUUCUGCACUUCGCCUCGCUCAACAAGCAAUUCGGAAAAUCACUCGUCCCAUUUUUCGUCUACAAAGGAGUGGACGUUAACCAAAGAAACGCAACUUUUUCUGAUCAGGGAGGGCCAGAAAAAGGGAGUGGUUUAGUGAUAAAACGAUUAUUCCUUGUCUACCAGCCGAACGAUAAGCAGCAAUCGUGCUCGCUCACAAGGCCAGUCAAAUUUGGUGCUUCGCUCUCGCACACACAGUACAAGAUUUUGAGGUGGAAAAUGUCUUCGUCAUUCAUGAGCGUCCAAGAAACGAGUCGUUUCCUAGAAAAAACGACAACCGGCCUGACGCCUUUGAUGCUUGCAGCAAGGGACAGUGACUUCAUGUACUUCCUUGAAUUUGUAGAAAAAUCAGGCGAAAGGGCUGAUGCAACAACAGAAUUCGGAGUAACCCUGCUUCACAUUGCUGCAAUGAACAAAUCUGAUGGAAUGGAUAUAAUCCGUUAUUUCACGUUUGAAGCAGGGCUCGAUUUGAAGAAAAAAGAUGCUGAUGGCGAAGAACCGAUCCACUAUGCGGUUAGACUGGCCGACUUUGAGCGAGCAAAGGAACUGCUGAUUCUCAGAAACAACUUAUCGAAUAUACUCCAUUACUUCGUCACAAAAAAUAACUUGAAGUUCAGCAAGAUUGUCCAUCAACACGACGGCGAGCUGGUUAAGGAAUUCGACUCCAAGGGUAGAUUGGCCCUCCACAUCGCAGCCGAAUUUGCGGGUCCGGAAAUGGUCGAGUGGCUUGUUUGCGAGGCUGGAGUCGACGUCAGGGCCUUGAGCAAAGACAAGUCGACAGCUUUGCACUUCGCUGCGCGAAAUACGCAAAACAGCUACGCAGGAGAAAUGGUUGAGUUUUUCUUGAGUAAAAAGUUGAAUAAGUACGCCAAAAAUGAGUCUGGAGAAACACCAAUGCACGCAGCACUUUCCGUGGAAAAUGUCAAUGUCGCUCGUGACUUGUUGGAUGCAGGUGUGAGGGUUAAGAAGUGUGAUCCGAAUAUUUUGAUGUACUGCGUGAAGAUCAACAAAAUCGAAAGUGCCAAAUUUAUUUCCAACAGGUAUUCGCAUCUUAUGAAAAGGAUCGAUUUUGCAGGGUGCAAUUUACUCCACAUUGCAGCAGAGUUUUCGAACAAGGAAAUGUGCAAGUGGAUCGUCAGCAAAAAUAAAAUCAAGCCUAAGGAUUUGUGCGCCUCAGAAUUGAGAUCCACCGUCUUCCACCACGUGGCAAAAAACAAGGCGCACGGGGUGGAGCUCGUCCGUUACUUCGUCGGCUUGAAAGUUGAUCUCGAUAAAAGGAACAAAUCAGGGGAAACUCCUCUCCAAUAUGCGCUUCAAAACGAAAACCUGGACGUCGCCGACGAAUUGAUUAGCAAUGGCGCUGAUUUAGAUGUUAAGUUUUAUGGAUUGAACAUGUUGCAGUUCUGCAUUUCAAGAAACCUUCUGUACAGUGCCAUAUUUGUGCAUUCAAAGGACCGAAAUCAGAUGCAAGUGAAGGGAAAAGGUGCUGGUGAAAACGCUCUUCACCUCGCGGCAGCCAACGCCGAUCUGAGUAUGUGCCAGUGGCUUUGCAAUGUCCACUUUAAUGCGCGAUUCUUGAGCGAGGAAUUGGAAAAUUCCGUUCUACAUUUCGUCGCCUGCAACGAAAAGCACGGACAAUGCCUCGUCAGCUUUUUUGUUUCCAAGAGUGUGGACAUUAAUGGUCGCAACAAGAAUAAGGAAACGCCCCUGCACACUGCUCUGCGCGAAGAAAACAUCAAAGUCGCCGAGGAGCUUCUUAAAUUCGGCGCUGAUAUAAAUGUCAAAAUCGAUAAUGACAACCUUCUGCACUUUUGCAUCCGCAGAAAGAAACUCGCCAGCGCCAAAUUCGUGUUUGGAGAGAGGCCAGAACUUGUAACGGAAAAAUGCUCUGGAGGAGAUACCGCGCUCCAACUGGCCUUGGAACACGCCGAUCUCGAGUUUUGCACAUUUCUCACUGGAAUAUAUAGGCUCCGUCACCAGCAUCGUUGA
This is a messenger RNA of Cloeon dipterum, 2613 nucleotides long. Its product is annotated as putative ankyrin repeat protein RF_0381. NCBI's taxonomy places the organism in Eukaryota, Metazoa, Arthropoda, Insecta, Ephemeroptera, Baetidae. The transcript has 3 exons. Gene Ontology annotation, molecular function: protein binding. The record is from RefSeq and is a predicted model, not a curated record. The coding region runs from base 1 to 2613 and encodes 870 amino acids.